This is a messenger RNA of Alternaria ethzedia, 522 nucleotides long. RefSeq lists its product as uncharacterized. Bases 1 to 522 code for a protein of 173 amino acids. The record is from RefSeq and is a predicted model, not a curated record. Lineage: Eukaryota; Fungi; Ascomycota; Dothideomycetes; Pleosporales; Pleosporaceae. The transcript is spliced from 3 exons.
AUGCUGUCCAUUCUUUGCGCGAAGCACUUGGGGGCGACCGGCGUGGUUGCCACAGAUGGCGACGAGGCUGUUGUCGAUGCCAUCAGAACAAAUCUUUUUCUCAACGGACUUGAUGUCGAUGACACGUCCCGGAUUCAAGUGCGGACAGCCGCGCUGAGGUGGGGCCAUCCCAUUGACGCAGCGACCUUUCCCGAAGACUAUGGCAUGAGCGUACCAGAUGUUGUAGUGGGAGCAGACGUCACAUACGACAAGUCCGUCAUUCCGCGAUUGGUCUCGACUCUGGGAGAAUUCUUCUACUUGAACCCAGCGCUCGAAGCUCUGAUAUCUGCGACGAUUCGCAACGAAGAAACGUUCGAGACUUUUCUGAACGCGUGUAGGCGGAACCGUUUCAGCUUCGAGCAGGUUGAUUGCCCACCGGUGCCUGAACACCAACAGAAAGGGCCGUUUUAUCCAACUUCGACCCCGAUCCAACUGUGGCGUGUCACUAGAGGGCGAUACAUGGACGAUGCGUUUUCUGUUUGA